AUGGCACAAUCCCGAAUACUCGACUUGGUGAAGACCCAAUGUCGCAUCUUCUCCCUGAACUUCAACCCGCAACGGCUCCGACUGGGCAAUAAGAUCCUUCGGCAACGACUACGCGGCCCAGCGCUUGCAGCAUGGUACCCUAAGAAGACGGUCUCCUUCCGAGACCUCCAGAACACCUACAAGCCCCUCGGGUUGACGACGUUUGACGAAGCGGAGGACGAUCGAGAGGAGGCUAUUCAAAUUACCAAAUUGCGAGGAAAGGGUCGACCCAAGAAGAAGAGGACCGCUGCUGAAUCGAGAUCCCACAAGAAGAAGAAAUAA
Messenger RNA from Penicillium subrubescens, 321 nucleotides. Its product is annotated as mitochondrial 37S ribosomal protein mS33. Lineage: Eukaryota; Fungi; Ascomycota; Eurotiomycetes; Eurotiales; Aspergillaceae. The transcript is spliced from 4 exons. Gene Ontology annotation, cellular component: mitochondrion. The record is from RefSeq and is a predicted model, not a curated record. The coding region runs from base 1 to 321 and encodes 106 amino acids.